AUGGAUUUCUUCAGAAGGGUUGAGGUAAAUAUUCCCCUUCUUGAUGAAAUUAAACAACUACCCCGAUAUGCUAAAUUUUUAAAAGAGUUGUGUACUUCAAAAGGAAAAUUAAAAGGAAACGAAACAGUUAAAGUAAGCGAGAAUGUUACAGCUGUUUUACAAAAAACGCUACCCCCAAAGUGUAAGAAUCCAGGAGUAUUUAUUGUUCCUUGCAAGUUGGGUAACCUUUCAAUGCCAAGAGCUAUGUUGGACUUAGGAGGUGUACUGGAAGACGUUUUGGUUCAAGUGAAUGAAGUCAUAUUCCCAGCUGAUUUCUAUGUUUUGGGUAUGGGAGAUGACGACUCACCAAACUCGAGUUCCAUUCUUUUGGGGAGACCAUUUUUAAAAACCGCCAGAACCAAAAUAGAUGUUUAUGAUGGUACCCUUUCAAUGGAAUUUGAUGGUGAAGUUAUCAACUUCAAUAUUUAUGAUGCCAUGCGUUACGCAGAUGAUGUUUCAGCCCUUAAUUUCAUUGAUGUAAUUGAACCAUUAUCUGCAGAAUAUUUUGAGAUUACUAACCUGCAAGCCCCUAUUUUUGAGCUGAAGACACUUCCAGCACACCUGAAAUAUGCAUAUCUUGGUGAAAAAGAAACAUUACCAGUUAUCAUAUCCAACAAGCUGUCAGAAAAAGAAGAGUUCGAGUUGAUCAGAAUUUUGAAGGAGUAUAAAAGCGCAAUUGGGUGGAAUAUUGCAGACAUAAAAGGACUCAGCCCAUCUCUAUGCAUGCACAAAAUUUUGAUGGAAGAAGAUUAUAAGUCAUCGCAAGAAGCCCAACGCAGAUUAAACCCACCAAUGAUGGAGGUGGUUAAAAAAGAAGUUAUAAAGAUACUAGAUGAUGGGAUAAUAUACGCAAUUUCUGAUAGCAAGUGGGUCAGCCCAGUUCAAGUUGUUCCUAAGAAGGCUGGAGUGACAGUGGUAGAGAACAAGGAUGGAGAGUUGGUUCCAACUCAGGUUCAAAACGGAUGGCGUGUUUGUUUCCAUCAGAUUCCAGUUGCUCCAGAAGACCAGGAGAAAACGACUUUCACCUGCCCUUUCGGGACAUUCGCGUAUAGGUGUAUGCCAUUCGGACUCUGCAACGCACCUGCUACCUUUCAAAGGUGUAUGACAAUAUUUGUUGGGCACAUAAGUCAUAAUCUUUCGGAUUACGCAACCAUUUGGUACCUUCUUGCCAAAAAGGACUCAAAGCCAAGGUUGAUUAGAUGGAUUUUGCUGCUAUAUGAAUUUGAUAUAGAGAUUAGGGACAAAAGUGGGAGAGAAAAUUUGGUAGCUGAUCAUUUUAGUCGACUCACCCCACCUGAAGACCUGACACCGAUCAGUGAAACAUUUCUUGACGAGCAUCUAUUCGCUGUUCAAAACCCUCAUUUGUUUGUUGAUAUAGGAAACUACUUGGUUUCCGGAGAACUCCCUUCAGAUCAUACCCAAGCCCAGAAAGAUAAAAUAAAGAAGGAGGCAAAAAGAUAUGUUUGGGACGAGUCGUAUCUAUGGAAACAGUGUGUUGAUCAGGAUUUCAUGGGUCCGUUUCCGCCUUCUUUUGGGUUUGUAUACAUUUUACUUUCUGUGGAUUACAUGUCCAAAUGGGUUGAGGCAAAAGCUACACGAACUGACGAUGCCAAGGUUGUGGUUGAUUUUGUCAAGACAAAUAUAUUUGCUAGGUUUGGGACACCAAAAGCCAUUAUUAGUGAUAGGGGUACAUAUGUUUGCAACCGCACCCUUGAAGUAGUCCUCAAGAAAUAUGGUGUCACACAUCGGGUAUCCACAGCAUAUCACCUACAAAACAAUGGGCAGGCUGAAGCCUCAAACAGACAGAUUAAGGGCCUUAUAGAGAAAACCAUCAAUUCGGUCAAGAAAGAUUUGAGUAUUCGAUUGGAUGAUGCGUUAUGGGCUCACCAGACAACAUACAAGACUUCUAUUGAAAUUAAGAGUGAACAAACAGGAAAGAUUUUUAACGUAAAUGGUCACCGUCUCAAACCAUUUUACGAAGGGUUUCAAGUUACAAAUGAAGAAGUGGAGGUGGUCGAGGUAGUCCCUUUUUAA
Lactuca sativa (garden lettuce) is the source of this 2073-nucleotide messenger RNA. RefSeq lists its product as uncharacterized. Gene Ontology annotation, molecular function: nucleic acid binding. NCBI's taxonomy places the organism in Eukaryota, Viridiplantae, Streptophyta, Magnoliopsida, Asterales, Asteraceae. Gene Ontology annotation, biological process: DNA integration. The record is from RefSeq and is a predicted model, not a curated record.